This is a messenger RNA of Agrilus planipennis (emerald ash borer), 430 nucleotides long. RefSeq names its product protein lin-52 homolog (gene lin-52). Gene Ontology annotation, biological process: regulation of DNA-templated transcription. The coding region runs from base 33 to 404 and encodes 123 amino acids. The transcript has 4 exons. Gene Ontology annotation, cellular component: DRM complex. Lineage: Eukaryota; Metazoa; Arthropoda; Insecta; Coleoptera; Buprestidae. The record is from RefSeq and is a predicted model, not a curated record.
AUAGUCUUUUCUGGUAUUGGCUAAGCUGAAAGAUGGCGUCCGAGAAACCCGGGAGCAUUGAACAUGCAGAUGAUUCUGGUUUCGUGGCUCUUGAAGAUAGUUUGUUGAGUAUGGAGAAUAUUGACAGGGCUUCUCCAGAUAUAUGGCCUGAGAAGAUUCCAGGUAUGUCAGAUUUUAUGCACAGUUUUUCACCCCCUAAUUCAACCAAGCCACCCUAUUCAAAAACGUUUACCCCAGAAGAUCAGAACUAUCUCCUCCAAUUAGCAUCUUUACCACUUGGUAAUCUUAUAGCAAAAGUGAAGGAAUUACAUGAUGUUGCUUACCAGUUAGGGGUUGAAGAGGCUAAAGAAAUGACAAGGGGCAAAUAUUUGAAUUUAUUUAAUAGAAAGAAAAGGAAUAUUUAGUUAUUUUAAUUCAAUUUAUAUCUGUG